This is a messenger RNA of Sorex araneus (European shrew), 2172 nucleotides long. It is a transcript of the gene CLIC2, whose product is annotated as chloride intracellular channel 2. Lineage: Eukaryota; Metazoa; Chordata; Mammalia; Eulipotyphla; Soricidae. The record is from RefSeq and is a predicted model, not a curated record. The transcript has 6 exons. The coding region runs from base 175 to 918 and encodes 247 amino acids.
CCUAACUCUUGAUUAAGGAGACUAGCUUGAACUCUAACUCAGUUCAACACAAGCUUCACUCUCCUCAACACAGCAAAUUUAUGUGAACUUUUAGAUAAAACUGGAAGAAACGAGUUCACGAGUACUGUGCAGGAGGUGUUGGGGGUGCUGACUACUCUUGGUACAAAUUUAAAGAUGGCAGGCAUGAGGCCCAGCAUUCAAGCAGACCCUGAAAUCGAGCUUUUUGUAAAGGCCGGAAUUGAUGGGGAGAGUAUUGGGAACUGUCCCUUUUGCCAACGACUUUUCAUGAUCUUGUGGCUUAAAGGAGUCAAAUUCAAUGUGACUACUGUUGACAUGACUAGAAAGCCUGAAGAGCUGAAGGACUUAGCCCCAGGUACCAACCCUCCUUUCCUGGUGUAUAACAAAGAGUUGAAAACAGACUUCAUUAAAAUUGAGGAGUUUCUAGAGCAGACACUGGCUCCUCCAAGGUAUCCUCACCUGAGUCCCAAGAACAUGGAUUCCUUUAUUGUGGGCUGUAACCUCUUUGCUAAAUUUUCUGCAUACAUUAAGAAUACACAGAAGGAGGCAAAUAAAAAUUUUGAAAAGUCUCUGCUCAGAGAAUUUAAACGUCUGGAUGACUAUUUAAACACCCCACUUCUGGAUGAAAUUGAUCCAUACAGCCCUGAAGAACUCAGAGUUUCCAGAAGAUUGUUCUUGGAUGGAGAUAAACUGACAUUAGCUGACUGCAGCCUACUACCCAAAUUGAACAUCAUUAAAGUUGCUGCCAAGAAAUAUCGUAACUUUGAAAUUCCAGCAGAGUUCUCAGGAGUCUGGCGCUAUCUCCAAAAUGCCUAUGCCCGUGAAGAAUUUACCCACACGUGCCCUGAAGACAAGGAAAUUGAACAUACCUAUGCAACUGUGGCUAAACAAAAGAGUUAGAAUUGUUCUUUCAUUAAAAAAAAGAAAGCUCUCUUAACAAAUUUCAUUUGCUAACACAGCAGAAAAUGUAUUGGAUAUAAGAAUAUGUAAAAUGGUUUUCUCUAGCCACCUCUUAUGAAAAAUAGUGCUAUAUUUUCUGUACUUUUCCCACUGUGUAUUUACAAGGUUUUCAUAUUUUCACUUUAUUUCCUCCACUUUCAUGACAUAACCAUUGCAAUCUUAAAUGAUAUGGAGAGCAUCAGCAUCCUUGGCUAUUUGAUCAAAUUAGUAAAAUGUAUCAUGCUCAACAGAUAUGGAAAGUUACAAAUGUCAUAAGUGUAAACACAAUCACAAACUGUUUCUUAAAAAUAUUUCCAUCUAGGGGCUGGAGAGAUAGCACAGCAGGUAGGGCGUUUGCCUUGCACGCGGCCAACCCGGGUUCAAAUCCCAGCAUCCCAUAUGGUCCCCUGAGCACGGCCAGGGGUAAUUCCUGAGUGCAGAGCCAGGAGUAACCCCUGUGCAUCGCCAGGUGUGAACCAAAAAGAAAAAAAAUAUUUCCAUCUAAAUCAUUAAAAAUAUAUAUAUUUUAGUUUGUCACACGGAUAUUUAUUUCUGAAAUGGAUAAUGAAAUCAUAGAUUUAACAUAUCAUAUAGGCAAAUCCUAAAAUAAAUGAUUAAGAAAAAGUCAGUUUUAGGUGCCAGAGAGAUAGUACAGAGGGUGAGGCCGUUUCUUUCCAUGACAACACCCAGGUUUUAUCCCCAGUACUGCAGGUGGUCCCCAAGCACCAACAAGAGUGAUCCCUGAGAAUAGCUAUGUGUGUCCCAAAAACCAAGAAUAUAAAACAAAGACCAAGAAAAUGACAACUCUAGGAAAAAAUAAAGAUGAGCUGGUCACAAAAUGGUGUUUAACAUCUGAUAUAUUAUUGCCGCAUAGUCAGAGAUGAUAAUGAGACUAUUAUCUGUAUGACUAGAUUAUAUUGCUGUUGUUAAUGAGUAAGCAGUCAUUAGAUUAAAAGUAUAAUAGAGGGGCCGGAGAGAUAGAAUGGCUGGUAGGGUGUUUGUUUUCCUUGCAUGUGGUCAACCCAGGUUCAGUACCCAGCAUCCUGUAUGGUACCCCGAGUCCACCAAGAGUGAUUCCCAAGCACAGAGGCAGAAGGAAAUCCUGAGCUCUUCCAGGGAUGACCCCCAAACAACAGCAAAAUAUAAUAGAGGGAAAGGGAUAUGGGUAAAAUGGUGAUAGAUGUGGUGUUGCAAUUAUGUCCAUAUGCAACCGUU